Molecule: messenger RNA, 830 nt
Organism: Nestor notabilis (Kea)
Lineage: Eukaryota; Metazoa; Chordata; Aves; Psittaciformes; Psittacidae
Gene: APOD
Product: apolipoprotein D
Exons: 5
Coding region: 97-666 (189 amino acids)
Biological process (GO): tissue regeneration; brain development; lipid transport
Molecular function (GO): cholesterol binding
Source: RefSeq, a predicted model, not a curated record
UCACCACAGAGCUGUUCUUGCAGCCUUGGCCCUCAGCAGAGCAUCACUCCACCUCAUCAGCCAAGGUCCAUUUUCUGCCUGCAUCCUGGUGCAGCCAUGCUGGCCACAGCAGUGUGGCUCUCGGUCUUGUUCAGCCUCCUCGGCUUUGGAAAAGGCCAGAUGUUUCACAUGGGACCAUGCCCAGAUCCAGCAGUCCAAGAAGACUUCGAUAUCAAUCAGUAUUUGGGGAAAUGGUACGAGAUAGAGAAGCUGCCCUCAAGUUUCGAGAAAGGAAGCUGCAUCCAGGCAAACUACUCAUUGAAGGAGAAUGGGAAGUUCAAGGUGAUCAACAAGGAGUUGCUCUCCAAUGGCAAAGUCAAUGAAGUCGAAGGAGAAAUCAUGCACAUGGAUGUGAAGGAGCCAGCCAAGCUGGGCGUCCGCUUUAACUGGUUCAUGCCUUCAGCCCCUUACUGGGUCAUCUCCACCGACUAUGAAAACUACUCACUGGUUUACUCCUGCACCAACAUUCUCUGGCUCUUCCACAUUGACUAUGCCUGGAUUUUAUCAAGAGCUCCCGACAUGCACCCAGAAACUGUGGAACAUCUGAAGAGUGUUCUCCAGUCCUACAAGAUCGACACUGAGAAAAUGAUGCCCACGGAUCAACUUAACUGCCCUUCUGAGAUGUAACUCCGGCAUGCAGUGACACAGCACCAGACCAGCAAUGAACUUCGUUGCUUUCUGUGUUAUCCAUUAGAAUUUCUCUAUGUAACAGAGAAAUGCAAUAAUCCCUUGCUAACAGUAGUUUGCCAGCCCUGAGUUAUGCUUUGCUGAUGUUCUCUCUAUCGUGCUUC